AAUAUAUAUCAUUCAAGAUCCCACAAAUUCUUCUUGUCUCUCUCUACACAAUAUAAAUUCACCCAUUAUUGUGUCUUCCUCCUCCAAAUAUCUCCUAAUUAUUAUUUGCAGAUUUCAUGGAGAUUUUGCCUCCUAAUUCUACUAGCUUGGAACUAUCCAUAGCCAUGCCUGGUUUCUCCUCUUUCCCAUCUUCCGAGGCAAAAGGUGAAAUCAAAUUACUAGACAUAAAUGAAGCACCAUCAAGAUCAGAAGAAGAAUGUGUGGUAGAUGAAGAUGAACAUGGCAGCCCGGUUCGGAGGAAGAAACUCCGGCUUGCAAAAGACCAGUCUCGUCGCCUCGAACAAAGCUUCUUACAAAAUCAAACCUUAAACCCUAAAGAGAAGGAGGCUUUGGCAAUGGAGUUGAGAUUGAAUCCAAGGCAAGUGGAGGUGUGGUUUCAGAAUCGUAGAGCAAGGAGCAAGACAAAGCAAACAGAAAUAGAGUGUGAAUACCUAAAAAGAUGGCUUGGAGCACUAACAGAGCAGAACAGGAAGCUGCAAAAGGAGGUGGAGGAGCUCCGCCUCAUCAAGGCAGCGCCGCCUCCCGGCGCCCGUCAACCGCCGUCGCCCUCCGCCCUCACUAUGUGCCCCCGCUGUGAGCGUGUCACAACCGCCACCGCCUCCAUUUAGUAAUACAUAAUUAAGUAUUAAUUAACUUUGAAUUAAUUUCUAAUUAGUGAGGCACUAAUUAGCUUAUGAUAGCAACAAUUAAUGGAAACAUAUAUGUGCUCAAGUAGUGUUGAUAUCAUAUUGUAUAGAAGCUGCUAUCUUUUUUUUUCGCUUUAA
Molecule: messenger RNA, 824 nt
Organism: Salvia hispanica
Lineage: Eukaryota; Viridiplantae; Streptophyta; Magnoliopsida; Lamiales; Lamiaceae
Product: homeobox-leucine zipper protein HOX3-like
Biological process (GO): regulation of DNA-templated transcription
Molecular function (GO): sequence-specific DNA binding; DNA-binding transcription factor activity, RNA polymerase II-specific
Source: RefSeq, a predicted model, not a curated record